Molecule: messenger RNA, 1309 nt
Organism: Suillus bovinus
Lineage: Eukaryota; Fungi; Basidiomycota; Agaricomycetes; Boletales; Suillaceae
Exons: 9
Coding region: 50-1081 (343 amino acids)
Source: RefSeq, a predicted model, not a curated record
CCUAUCUAGAUCCUGAGAGUCAACAACUAUUUGUUAAGUAUUCCUCAAUAUGAGGCCGAACAACAGUCCCCCACCUUACUCUCCUAGAUGUAGCUCAUCAGAAGCAGAUCCUCUGAUAGGGCCUCGCAAGCCUUAUCGUCGCUAUCUAUCUUUCUAUGUCUAUGCACCGCUCGUUCUCUUAAUUGUUUUCACCUCUUUCACUAUCUUCGUUAGCCUUUCCGAGGACCCCUUAGAUCCGGAUGUUCGUGAUCGCAUCCGCAAGGACUGGGACAUCGAACUCCGCCAGCACCAGAAGGAAGUUCUCGAGCGCAUUGACACCAAAAAACGCUGGCUUCUGGAAGAUAAUGAUAGGAUUCAUCUCCGCGAGCAAUGGCUAACGGAAGUAGAAGAGCACCAACGUGACGUAGAGGAGAGACAGAGGCGUGAGGAGCAAGACAAAAUUCUUCUCCGUGAAAAAUGGAGCAGGGAAGUGGAAGAGCACCAACGUGACUUGGAGGAGAGACAGAGGCGUGAGGAGCGAGACAGAAUUCUUCUCCGCGAAAAAUGGAGCAGGGAAGUGGAAGAGCACGAGCGUAAAGUGGAGGAGAGACGGAAGCGCGAAGAAGAAGAACGAUUGAAAUUGAAUAUGUUUUGGACCGACUUGGCUUCUCACACGUGCACGACAUACGCCACUCGAGAGUACACUGCCCGACUGGUGAAUGUUCCAUCAUACUACAACCGCCGUGUGGAGGCUUGCAUGGCCACACCGGUAAAGAUCCAUGGACUUGAAUACAUGCCUAAGUGGUGCGAUGAUCAUGGUCCAAACAAUGUAAUAGGUCAUUGGGAAGUCGACCAGCAUGAGCCGGAUUGUGCAUCAUACUGGCUCUGGUACAAAGAUUUUGGCUGUAUUUCUCCUGGAUCCGGUCAGCGACGUAUUGAACACUACCUCGAGAACCUCCCGUCGGGAGCUGAUUGGAAGGAGUUCUGUGCUACCACUCCUGCAAGCUUCCUCGGGAUGCAUUUCAUGGGGGCAGAAUUCUGCUUCCAGAAGGACUAUGGCACAUACGGGCACUGGAUUCUUGAUGACGAGAGCUGCAAGUAAUCAAGUCACAAUGACGUUUCGAUGUUGGGUGAGGGUGACAUUGCUUUGAGAUUUUGAUGGGCUAUUUUUGGUGUAUCAUUUGUUGUACUUCAUACUUGCAUCACUGAUAGACACUACCCCUGCCGUCACGGGAGAGGCUUCAUUGAGAAGCUGGGUGUCUAGCAAGUCAAGGGCCAGCAUGUGCUACCGCCUAAUAUCGAGGUCCCCGACGACAGGAGCAUCGAGUGU